AUGUCGAAUCAGAAUGGAGAUUCAGGUGCCUCAAGCUCCGAAGCCGAAGAGACGGCGGUUAUGGACGAGUUCUCCGCUUGGACCACCAGAACGGAUGGACAAUUGAAGGGCAAGCUGGACAUCAUUACAGCGGGGGGAGAAGACUAUGAGCGCUUUAUAUUUCUAUCGCAUGCUCGACGCUUGGGCGUGGAGGGUGCGUUCGAGGUCUCGAACCGCCGGGAUUUCAGAAUGGCACUCAGAAACUCUCAAGCCUACAACCAAGGCCAGCCCUUUGUUGUUUUCCUCGGUGAAGACGCCUGGCUUGAAGACAUAAACAGAAUGGACCUCCACGAGCGACCGCCGUAUGUGGUGAACAUGAAUCUGAACACGACCAGUCCAGCUGAGUUUGAUGCCCAUGUUGUUUCGUCGUGUCUGCAAGAUGAAGUCGCGGCUUUGCUGUGCCAAGCUAUUGAGAUUCACCGACAAAAGGAUCCCAAGCCUGGUCAAUGUACGGUGGCGCCUUGA
Molecule: messenger RNA, 504 nt
Organism: Symbiodinium sp. CCMP2456
Lineage: Eukaryota; Dinophyceae; Suessiales; Symbiodiniaceae
Source: the annotation of a GenBank genome assembly